Molecule: messenger RNA, 3371 nt
Organism: Osmia lignaria (orchard mason bee)
Lineage: Eukaryota; Metazoa; Arthropoda; Insecta; Hymenoptera; Megachilidae
Product: glutamate receptor ionotropic, kainate 2
Biological process (GO): monoatomic ion transport
Cellular component (GO): membrane
Molecular function (GO): ligand-gated monoatomic ion channel activity; signaling receptor activity
Source: RefSeq, a predicted model, not a curated record
AAAUUUAAAUCAGUUCGUGUCGGGGCCACCGAAUGAGAAGCUUCACGAGACGUUUCCAUCGAUUCUCGACGCGCUCAGAGGUGUCUCGGUAUUCGAGAAAAUUCUCAGGGUCACGGUGGAAAAGCGUCGAGUUUUCCGCUUCGUGAGUGAGUGAAUUAAACGUGGCCGAAAAUGGCGGGGUAAAUGGUGCGCGUGAUCGUCCCUCCAAGUCAUCCCCAAAAAGCUGGAAUCUUCUGUUGGUUCUGAGGACAUUGGAAUUUGUCAACGCGAUACGUGACGCCACCUUGUGGAACGAUUAGAAUGUUUUGACGUAAAUAAGAGGAAGUGUAACGAAAAUACGAGCUUUUCUAAAGGAUUCUCUUUCAUAUCAACCAUGGGCAGAAUAUUGACGAUCUCGAUCAUCAUCAUCGCUUUAUUGAUGACAGUGCCAGAAAGUCGUGGUGCAUCCCGAGUUCUCAAAAUUGGCGCAAUCUUCCAUGCUGGCGACGAGGAGCAUAUGGCUGCAUUUCUAAAGGCGGCGUACGAGGUGAAAUUCCAGCACGUCGCACCCACAUUCGAGCUGCAGCCCAUCACAAAGCACGUGGAAGUUAAUACCGACAGCUUCAAGACCGCAGCCGCUGCUUGCGAGCUGAUCCAGGAAGGGGUGGUCGCAAUCUUCGGUCCUUCGAGCCCUUACACCUACGGAGUUGUUGCAAACAUCGCAACGAAAUUUGAUAUACCCCACAUUGAUUACGUUUGGCGAUUGAACGAGGAACCGAUAACAGAUCAAGAGCCACAGAAUCCUAUGCCCAUGACCACCAACAUGUACCCUGACAGUGAUAUGGUUAGCAAGGCGAUCGCAGACGUUGUCGAGUCCAUGAAAUGGAACAGUUUCGUAGCUCUCUACCAGACGAACGACGGUCUGUCGCGGAUCCAAAAGUCCUUGUCGUUAAGCCGAAAAAAGGACGGUGUGAUGACGAUAAGAAGACUCACCGAAGGGUCGGAUUACCGACCUAUCCUGAAGGAGAUUCGCGCUCUGUCCAUCUGCAACGUGAUCAUCGACGUGGAGCCCAACAACAUCGUCGAGGUGCUCUACCAAGCGAGGGAUGUCAAGCUGUUGGCGGACUACUGUAAUUUCUUAAUUACGUAUCUGGAUUCGACCAAACUACCCCUUUCGGAAGUGCGGAAUGGAACGGGGGCCAACAUCACCGGGCUCAGUUUACGGGAGAACGAUUUGGAAGGCAUUAAUUGGGUGGAGUCAGCCGUUCUGUAUGAUUCGGUGUUCCUCCUUUAUAACGCGUUGGAUGCCCUGAAUGCAAGGAAUCAGGACAACGAGGAUCCUGUAACUAUUGACCCGGUACCGCUCUCUUGUGAAGAGGCAGAGAAAUACACUGCAGGUCCCAACAUUACCAGCCUUUUGCGCGAGCUCUCCAAACAGGGUAAAAUCACAGGGCCAAUGGGCCUGGACGAGAAUGGUCGACGUCAGUAUUCCAACAUACGAAUCAUGGACGUGAGACCAGGAGAGAGUGUACAAACAGGAUACUGGGAUCCUGAUGGGCUUCAUUCGAUCGACAACGAAGAGGAACGAGAGAGUUACUUAUACAAAUCAAUCGAAUUGAAGAAAUUUAAAAUCUCCACCAAAGUGGGACCACCGUACAUAAUGGUGGUGACUGACAGCGCUACUAGAGGUAUACUGAUCGAGCAAACACGCUAUGAAGGGUUCUGCAUCGAUCUCAUCGAGGAAAUUUCGAAAUUGUUGAAAUUUAAGUACGAAUUUGAAUUAGUUCCCGAUGGCAAUUAUGGCACUUAUGAUAAAGAUACGAAACAGUGGAAUGGUCUGAUUAGACGUCUUCUAGAUCGAGAUGCAGAUCUGGCUAUUUGCGAUCUGACGAUCACCUACGAACGGGAAAGCGCGGUCGAUUUCACAAUGCCAUUCAUGAAUCUAGGUAUCAGCAUUUUAUUCAGAAAACCAGAGGAGAAAGAGCCAGAUCUAUUCUCCUUCCUGUCACCGUUGUCAACUGACGUCUGGAUUUACAUGGCGACUGCUUUCUUGGUAGUUUCGAUAAUGCUGUUUCUGCAGGCUAGAAUAGCUCCCGGUGAAUGGGACAAUCCACACCCAUGCAACCCAGACCCGGAGGAGUUGGAGAACAAUUUCACUUUGAAGAACUCCAUGUGGCUCACUUCCGGCUCUAUCAUGCAACAGGGCUCCGAUAUACUUCCCAAAGCACCAUCGAUCCGAAUGGUGGCUGGCAUGUGGUGGUUCUUCACAUUGAUCAUGGUUUCUUCGUACACUGCCAAUUUGGCUGCGUUUUUGACAGUCGACAAAAUGGAUACCCCGAUCAAGGGUGUCGAGGAUCUCGCCAAACAGACAAAAAUUAAGUACGGAGCCGUAGAUGGUGGAUCCACGUCUGCCUUCUUCAGGGAUUCGAAUUAUUCAACUUAUCAACGCAUGUGGGCUGCGAUGAUGGAGACAAGACCAAGUGUCUUCACGAAAACUAAUGACGAGGGGGUUGAGCGAGUGUUGAAGAAAUUCGAUUACGCUUUCCUCAUGGAAUCGACCACAAUAGAGUACAGAAUGGAGAGAAACUGUGACCUCGAUAAAGUUGGAGGGCUUAUCGAUAACAAGGGAUAUGGAAUUGCCUUGCCACGAAAUUCCCCGUACAGAACCCCCAUAAGCGGCGCGAUACUGAUGCUGCAAGAGAAAGGGGUGCUGCAAGAUCUAAAGAAAAAAUGGUGGGAGGAGCGUGGUGGUGGGAUGUGUUCCAAGGGUGAUUUAGAGCCGACAAAUUCGAGCGAAUUAGGGUUGCCCAACGUCGGUGGUGUUUUCUUGGUCCUUUUGAUCGGAUGCUGCGGCUCGAUCUUUAUUGGCAUUUGCGAAUUCCUCUGGAAUGUCCGUAAGGUCGCUGUAAACGAAAAGGUCACUCCGUGGGAGGCACUGGUAGCAGAAUUGAGAUUCGCCGUGAACAUUUGGGCGGAGACGAAACCCGUUAAAAUCUCGAAAAGCAGCGGCACGAGUUCGAUGGACGACGGUAUCGGCAGGGCAGCAUCGACGGCUCGUUCCAUCGUCGGCUCCUUCCUUCGACUCGACAUCCUCGACAAAUUCGAUAAAGAUAACAACACCAAUGAUCGCAGCAACGAUCGCAAGAUUAAUUGAAACAACGUUGACGAAUAGAUCGAUUCGUUUGUUGCUAAAGGACAAUUAGAGUGAUCAGUAGUUAGAAUCUUUUAUAUUGCUGCAAGUUGUGUAUAGAGUAUAACAAAUAGGUUUUGCUAUUUAGAAAUUAUAUUCUUUAUUGGGUGUUGAUAAUUUAAAAAUGAAAAAUUUUAUAAUUUAUAACUGGAAGUUUAACGAAUAAUUUGUUUUUUAAUAAAAUAAAUUAAUAUAAUUUCAG